AUGUCUCACCUUCCCGCCGAGCCCGAAUUCGAGCAGGCCUACAAAGAGCUUGUGGCUACCCUCGAGGAGAGCUCGCUGUUCCAGCAGCAUCCCGAGUACAGGACCGCGUUGAAGGUCGUUUCUAUCCCGGAGCGUGUCAUCCAAUUCAGAGUCGUCUGGGAAGAUGACAAGGGUAACCUGCAAGUGAACCGCGGGUACCGCGUCCAGUUCAACUCGGCUCUUGGCCCGUACAAGGGUGGCCUGCGAUUCCACCCUACCGUCAACUUGUCCAUUCUGAAGUUCCUCGGCUUCGAGCAGAUCUUCAAGAAUGCCUUGACAGGAUUGAGCAUGGGUGGUGGAAAAGGAGGUGCAGACUUCGACCCCAAGGGCAAGAGUGACAAUGAGAUCCGAAGAUUCUGCGAGGCCUUCAUGCGAAGGCUUUGCCAGCACAUCGGCGCCGAGACUGACGUCCCCGCUGGUGAUAUCGGCGUCGGCGGCCGAGAGGUUGGAUACAUGUUCGGCACGUACCGCAAGGAGAGGAACAAGUGGGAAGGUGUUCUCACCGGCAAGGGUCUCUCUUGGGGUGGUAGCUUGAUCCGACCAGAGGCUACCGGUUACGGUCUCGUCUACUACGUCGAGCACAUGCUCAAGUACGCCGGCAAGGGCAGCUUCAAGGGGAAGCGCGUUGCUAUCUCUGGAUCCGGAAACGUUGCACAAUACGCUGCUCUGAAGUGCAUCGAACUUGGCGCUACGGUCGUGUCUCUGUCCGACUCGAAGGGCUCCCUGAUUGCCGAGGGCGACGCGCACUUUACCCCUGAGCACAUCAACGAAAUCGCCAACAUCAAGCUCGAGCGCAAACCUAUCACCGAGUUCAGCGGCAAGUCGCAAUUCAAGUACAUCGAGGGCGCGCGCCCCUGGGUGCACGUCGGCAAGGUGGACAUCGCGCUUCCGUGCGCGACGCAGAACGAAGUUAACAAGGAGGAGGCCGAGACGCUAGUUAAGAACGGUGCGCAGUUCGUCGCCGAAGGGUCCAACAUGGGUUGCACGCAGGAUGCGAUCGACGUGUUCGAGGCCGUUAGAAAAGAGAAGGGCAACGACGCCAUCUGGUAUGCGCCGGGUAAGGCGUCCAACGCCGGCGGUGUGGCGGUUUCCGGUCUUGAGAUGGCGCAGAACAGCAGCCGUUUCAGCUGGACGCAGGAGCGUGUCGACGAGCGCCUUGCCCAGAUCAUGAAGGGUAUCUUCGACCAGAGCAUCGAGAAUGCCAACAAGUAUGUCGAGACUAAGGAGGGCGAGCUGCCUAGCUUGGUCGCUGGAGGCAACAUUGCCGGUUUCCUUAGGGUCGUUCAGGCUAUGCACGACCAGGGCGACUGGUGGUGA
Daldinia vernicosa is the source of this 1356-nucleotide messenger RNA. Its product is annotated as NADP-specific glutamate dehydrogenase. Lineage: Eukaryota; Fungi; Ascomycota; Sordariomycetes; Xylariales; Hypoxylaceae. Gene Ontology annotation, cellular component: cytosol. Gene Ontology annotation, molecular function: L-glutamate dehydrogenase (NADP+) activity. The transcript has 5 exons. The record is from RefSeq and is a predicted model, not a curated record. The coding region runs from base 1 to 1356 and encodes 451 amino acids.